AUGACGACUACUGAUCCUUGUAAAAAGUUUGCGUGUAAAUUACAACAGUGUUUGAAAGGUUUGUAUCAUUGUAUCAUUUGUAUCAUGUUAUUUCAUUUGAAAUUAUGAUAACUAUUUUUAACCUCAAUGAUUGCAUUUAAGGUACAUAACACACAUAUUGAUUAGUUAUUCAACUUCAGAUAACGUUUAUCAACCGUCACGUUGUGAGGAAGUUCUAGAGGAAAUUAGGCAGUGUUGCAUCAAACAUUCUGCUAUUUCAGUAGUUUGUGAUGGUAUAGAUACUUCCAAACCGUAUGAACAUAAUACAAUAGACUACGUAUGUAUAAAUUACAUAUACGUAUGCAUUACAUAUAAUUAUUUUAUUACUAAAAAUGUUUUCUAACUUAUCAUGAUUUGAUUCUGUUCCAGAGGAAAGCACAGAAAUAA
Molecule: messenger RNA, 426 nt
Organism: Heterotrigona itama
Lineage: Eukaryota; Metazoa; Arthropoda; Insecta; Hymenoptera; Apidae
Source: the annotation of a GenBank genome assembly